Messenger RNA from Elgaria multicarinata webbii, 2215 nucleotides. Its product is annotated as magnesium transporter NIPA2-like. Gene Ontology annotation, biological process: magnesium ion transport. The transcript is spliced from 6 exons. Gene Ontology annotation, cellular component: membrane. Gene Ontology annotation, molecular function: magnesium ion transmembrane transporter activity. The record is from RefSeq and is a predicted model, not a curated record. Bases 73 to 1158 code for a protein of 361 amino acids. Lineage: Eukaryota; Metazoa; Chordata; Lepidosauria; Squamata; Anguidae.
GAAGGCAGAGGCCGGGAGGCGGCGGCGGCGGCUCCGGGCAGCACGGGAGAGUCAGAGCUUGGGGCGGCUGGGAUGGAGCCUUUAGCAGAACGUUCGGACUUCUACAUCGGACUGAGCUUGGCUCUCAGCUCCAGCCUGUUCAUUGGAGGAAGUUUUAUCAUAAAGAAGAAAGGGCUUCUCAGGUUGCAUGGCAGAGGCUCCGUCAGAGCAGGUCUAGGGGGACAUGCGUACCUGAGGGAAUGGUUGUGGUGGGGAGGACUUCUAUCCAUGGGAAUUGGAGAAGCUGCGAACUUUGCUGCCUAUGCUUUUGCUCCAGCAACACUGGUCACUCCUCUAGGAGCACUAAGUGUUUUAGUCAGUGCAGUUUUAGCCUCCUACUUCCUGAAUGAACAUCUAAACAUCCACGGGAAGAUUGGUUGUAUCCUGAGCAUUUUAGGCUCCACUGUGAUGGUGAUCCAUGCCCCUCAGGAGGAAGAGGUCUCCAGCCUGGAGUCAAUGGCAGAGAAACUGAAAGAUCCAGGCUUCAUUAUAUUUGCUUUGUGUGUAUUGGUGAGUUCAGUUCUUCUCAUCUUCUUGGCCGGACCUCGCUAUGGGCAGAGCAACGUCUUGGUGUACGUUCUGAUCUGUUCCGCCAUUGGUUCGCUCUCUGUCGCUUGCGUCAAAGGCUUGGGCAUCGCCGCGAAGGAGCUGUUUGCCGGGAAGCCAGUCUGGAAGGAACCACUGGGCUGGGUGCUCUCCCUUGGCCUCGUGAUCUGCGUCAGUGUCCAGAUCAACUACCUGAACAAGGCCUUGGAUAUCUUCAACACCUCUGUGGUCACGCCCAUCUAUUAUGUCCUCUUCACCACAGCAGUCAUGGCCUGCUCUGCCAUCCUGUUCAAGGAAUGGCAGCAUCUGGUCCUGAUGAACAUCAUUGGUACCAUCAGCGGCUUCCUCACCAUCGUCCUGGGCAUCUUCCUCCUGCACGCUUUCAGAGACGUCCCUUUCACUGCAGACCUCCUGCCCCUCUUCCUGAGGCACGACCGAACUAGCGCGCGCACAGCUUCUUGGAGAACGGGGGCCCAGCAUAAGUCCUGUCUCCACCAGCCCCUUCUAGACCCAGAGGACAUCUGCAAAGUGGGGACAGAGAAAGCAGAGGAGCAGGACACCCAAAGCUUAUGAAAGCGAACCCAUCAUUAGACAUUGCCUAGUGGCUAAAACGCAAACCACAACCGAAACAGACACCAAUAGGUAACACGGGCAGCCUUUGAGACCAUUUUCCUCACGUCUGAACUCUUUCUCUGGUAACGUGCUUGAACCAAAUAAGAGGCCCGUAUUUGGCCUAGUUAGAGCUCAGCAAGUGGCAGUUCCAGGGCUGAAUCUGACCUCUCCCUCUUUUCCAGGCAUCCAGAAAUGAUCUGGAGGAGGAUGGGACAGGUCAGAAUCAGGAUGGGGUUUGGAUGUAUUUAUUGAACAGGCCCUGCCAUGUAGAAACGGCAUGGCGUUUCAGAAGCAAUUGGUGACACAGCGUUGGUUGGGGGAGCUUAUUGUUCAAAGUGGGGGUGGGGGGAAAUGGAGUGCACAAGUAACGGUACCUCUGAGGAUCUUCCCAGCCAGAGGCAAGAAUGCACAAGCAAGAGAAAAGGGGUUCCUCUUCCUCUCACUUUUGUUCCUGAAGUGGAGAAAAAUCUGUGUGCGCAGGAGGACUUACAUGUGGACAGACAGAAGCAUAUUUUUCUUGCUGUAGGUCAUUCUAAGGAACACAGAUGACAGGAAGACAUAGGAGACCGUGGAGCAGCUUGAAGGAAUGGCAGGCUUGGCCCUACCACCUAGAGCGACCACCCACUGAUAGAACUAGGUGAUAAGCAGAGAAUUUAGCUCAGAGGAAUGAGGUCAGCACUUCUGCACAAGUAUGCUCAAAGUUGUCAGAAUGCGCAGAUGUUCCGUUGAAAUCAAUAGGACUUGCUUUCGCCUAACCGUUUAGGCUCAAGAUGUAAGUCUCCCCCUACGAGAGCAGAGCUGCUACUCUUGUGUCCAUGUCUGAUCCUGGCAAUAAUAGUGUCCUACUGCUUCCCAAAUGUAUGGACAGUCCAUUUUAGGUGGCCUUAAGGGUAACAUUUUUAUAAAGUAUUAAGGUUUACAAGUUAUUUAAAAUAAAUGUUUUCGUUAUGAGACGAUGUAGUACCUACAUCCAUAACAGUGUUGCAGACGUAAUACAUGACUUAAAAAGAACUCCAAA